CACUCCAGUCCGCCUCACUGAGACUCUUGUCAGGCAGCGGCCCUGGUCCGAGUCCGCCCCAGGACGCCAGGGCUCUCGGGCGUUAGGAGCCGAGUACACUGCGGGCGCUGACUCCGCGGCUAGACCAGAGACGCGUGGGCUGGGGACGGCCAGAAGGUCAUUCAUUCAGCAGUUCCGGGGAGACCCAGGAAGCCCACGGCCUGGCUCGGGCACCGUCACUGCCGCCAGGCCACCAUGGUCCUCGGCUGGCUGCUGCUUCUGGUGACAGCUCUGCCACCCGGCACGACAGCCGCCAAGGACUGCCUCUUCUGUGAGCUGACCGACUCCAAGCACUGCCCCGGUUCCCACAUGCACUGUGGCGACGACGAGAACUGCUUCACAGGCCACGGGGUGUCCCCCGGCGCGGGGACCGUCAUCAACAAAGGCUGUGUGCACGCCACCAGCUGCGGCCGCGAGGAGCCCGUCAGCUACAAGGGCGUCACCUACAGCCUCAUCACCACCUGCUGCUUCGGCCACAUGUGCAACGAUGCCCCCAGUCCCACGGGCACCUGGGUGCUGGCAGCCACCUCCAGCCUGGUGCUGGGCUUGCUGGUGCCCUGGCAUCUGCUGUGACCAGCAGAGAGAGCAGGCCUGGGACUGGCCUCCCAGCGCCACCACUUCUUGCACCCCUCCCCCGGCCCCCAUUAAACGGCCAGAGGCCCUGA
This is a messenger RNA of Tupaia belangeri chinensis (Chinese tree shrew), 704 nucleotides long. RefSeq names its product sperm acrosome associated 4 (gene SPACA4). Bases 235 to 612 code for a protein of 125 amino acids. Lineage: Eukaryota; Metazoa; Chordata; Mammalia; Scandentia; Tupaiidae. The record is from RefSeq and is a predicted model, not a curated record. Gene Ontology annotation, cellular component: membrane. The transcript has a single exon. Gene Ontology annotation, biological process: sperm-egg recognition.